Mus musculus (house mouse) is the source of this 11150-nucleotide messenger RNA. It is a transcript of the gene Crebl2, whose product is annotated as cAMP responsive element binding protein-like 2. The record is from RefSeq and is a predicted model, not a curated record. The transcript is spliced from 5 exons. The coding region runs from base 7810 to 8169 and encodes 119 amino acids. Gene Ontology annotation, biological process: regulation of DNA-templated transcription. Lineage: Eukaryota; Metazoa; Chordata; Mammalia; Rodentia; Muridae. Gene Ontology annotation, molecular function: DNA-binding transcription factor activity. Gene Ontology annotation, cellular component: nucleus.
GCCGCCGCCGCCUGCUUGUCGCCGCACGUAGUCUCGCCGCCCAGUCUCAGUUCAGAAGUCCACGCGAGCACUCACGAAACACCUGCCAUAGAUACCAGUGUGCCUCAUGUCCCCUGGCGCCCCGCCAGGACAUUGGGGAGCAUCGGGCUGCAGUUUUCUAGCACGGGCCCUCGCCUUUGCAAAAAUUUCACACUCUGUUAACAGUGUUUGCUAAGGAUUCCAAGGAGUGCAAGCCCCCCUCUCUGACGUGCUGGUCGAAAUAAGUGAAGAAACUACGGUGCUUUUUUUUUUUUUUUUCUUUUUUCCUUUUUUGCCCUGUUCUAGCCCCUCGCAGCGUUUUCCAUUUAGGAGAGGUUAAUUCGUGCGUCCCGAACUAGGCAUAAUCACCCUUGAUGGUUUUCCCUCCUUCCCUCCAUCAGCCUCGCUCACUCAAUGCCCCGUUCAUCUCACCAGUUCACUCCCCCAACCCUGAGCUAUUUUCCUGGGGCUGGUUGAAACAGUUCCUGUUGCUAUCAGGCCAGAGCGCCUGUAAUCUAACCUCUAGAAACCUUUUUUUUUUUUUUUUUUUUUUUUUAGAAAAACAGUCGUUUUCUCCGGUUUUAAUCCAACUUAGUGUCCUAUAUCCAGCCUUUCCCCCCUUUAAUCUCUAGUGCACUUACUUUUAUGACUAUAAAAUAGCACUCCUUAACUCAUAGAUUUGUGGUUCUGUCUUCUCAUGUUACUCUUGCACUCUUGCUUCACAUUCCAUGAAGAUAGGAGUGGUCAGAGAGUUUAUCAAUGUCUUACGAUGUCUGGUAAUUGGUCCUUUCAUUUCAAGGAAUCAAACAUUUAAAUUUGCCUUUUGUGGAGCCAGGUCUUAUAUAGCCCAGGCUAGCCUCAAACUCUCUCAGUAGUAGAAGAUGGUAUUCAACUGUCUUCCUGCCUCUUCCACCUGCUAAGGGCUGGGAUGGCCAAUGGGAACCUCAUGUUUAGCAUACAUUUUGCCAAUAUUUAAAUUAAGCCAUUGCUUCCCUAUGCCUUUCAAAGUCUAAUUGUCAUAAUCUGCUAUAUUCCUUGGAAGAGCUUUUUCCUUUAGGUACCCUCUCCCUUUUUUCUCCAUCUAACAAAAUUUUGUUGCUCUUAAAUUUGUUUUUUGUUUGUUUGUUUCAUAUAUCCUCAGACAGGUGUGGGGGAAAUCCAAUUUCUCUUGGCCGGUUGCUUUAUUCUUUAUUAAUGCUUCCCAUUUAUGUGACAGGCUCUGAGAAGUGAUAGAAAGGAGAGCCUAGCACUGUAAUCUGCCUCCUGGACACACCUAGGAGAACCAACUGCUUAUGCAAUAACAAACUCCUCCUGACAGGAAGUGGUAUUUUCAAAAUAGAAAGGGAGAGUUCUGAAAGUUUUCCAGGAAAUAUUUUUCCAGUCUUUGCUACCUUGAUCUUUCAGUGUUGAUUCUGAAAUGAAGUCUGCAAACUAUAUCCAUUCUCCUCCCAACAUCUCACGGAUACUGAAAGAAUGUAGUAGUCUUCUUUCUCACCUGGAGACUUGCACAUACUUUUACAGUUGUAUAAUAUAUAAUUUUCAGUUAUAGUCUUUUCCAGACCUUUGGUAUAUUCAACAGCUUUCUUAAGAUCUCUAGUAGUUCCAACCAAAGUACAUAGAAUUUUAAAAUACUUUACUUACCAAAAGAUCACAUACAGUUGUUGGUUUGUUUGUUUUUGAGGGGUGUUUGUUUUCAGAAAGAGUCUCUUGUAGCUUAGGUGGGCUUCCCAAUUUUCAGUGAAGCCAAGAAUGGCAUUGAAUCUGAUCCUCCUCCUCCUACCUCUCCAGGACUGGGAUUGCAGGCUUGUGCUUCCAUAGUUGGCUAUAUGUGGGCAUAGGGAUUAAACCUAGCUAGGGCUUUGUGCAUACCAGAUAAGCACUCUACCAACUAGUUAAAUCCCCAACUCCAUAGAGGUUAUUUCUGAAACUAGAACGUGAUAGUGGGGUUAGGGGCAAUAUAAAAUUUUAUUUAGUAGUUGUCUUAGUUAGGGUUUUACUGCUGUGAACAGACACCAUGACCAAGGCAAGUCUUAUAAAGGACAACAUUUAACUGGAGCUGGCCUCCAGGUUCAGAGGUUCAGUCCAGUAUCAUCAAGGCAGGAACAUGGCAGCAUCCAGAUAGGCAUGGUACAGGAAGAGCUGAGAGUUCCACAUCUUCAUCUAAAGGCUACCAGCCCCUAACAGUGCCACUCCUUGGGCCAAGCAUAUACAAACUAUCACAGUAGUGUGUCUUAAGAUGCUGUUUAAAAUGACUGUUUGAAACAAAGACAUUGAGAUUGCCUAGAGGUACCUAGGCUUUGUUAAUUAUUAUGUUCUAGGUGUGCUCACCAGCCAGCCCAGACGUACUGUUACAGCUAGGAAAGAUAAGAGCAUACAAUAGAAUUUGGGUGCUAGAUUGAUCACCUAGAAAGGAUGGCUUGGAAAAGUGCCUAAGCAGCAGAAUUUCCGAGAUUUUUCCUAGAUCUUUCAUUAGAGUAGUAAAGAAGAAAAAACUCCCAAGUGGCUGCAGCUCUCAGAACUUCUACCUAGUCUUUUAAAUGAGGCCAGUCCCUUCCUUGGAGACUUGUUCAAGCAGACUUUGAGAUGGUAGAUCUAAGAGUGUUUAGUACUGACUCUAACACACAGUCAGUACUCUGCAAACAUGACCUUAUCAUCUUACCAAGCAAAGAUGUCUGUGGGUUCUAAUAUCCUUGUUUUAGUCAUUGCUAAGUGACAUUUGUAGUCAUGGUUACACUAGAUAGUGCCCUAAAUAUACCCCAGAUGGGACAAGAGGGGCAUAAUUGGAUAUAAAAUGAACUUCAGCUUUGUCCUUACCUGUUGCAUUAACAAAGGUCAUUUUCUAAGGCCUCCUUCAAAUCUUCCAUCAGGAAGAAGUGUUGUUUGUAUUGUUUUGAAAGCCUUUUUUUUUUUUGACCUACAGUCUUGAAAGGAAGUAGAGAUAUAUUAUUUUCAAUCACAGAAGACUAUUGCUUUUAUUUUUGACUUUUAUGUUUAUUGAAUGAAUAGAUUGAAAUGUUCUAAUCAGAUGUGUUCUUACCAGUCUGAAAGCUGGUUAAAGACCUCUAUGGAGUAUUGCCCAGCCUGUCAAUAUAGCACACUUUCGUUGAAGGAGUUGCUCAGCUACUGGCUAUAAUGCUAAUAUGGGUCUGUUCCUUCUUCCUGUCCGCUCUGUGGUACACACUGUUCUGUAAACAUGAGGUUUCUCACUCUCUGCUCACCUCUUUUGUACCCAUCAAGGGUCUCUAUCCUUAUAGUAGUUCUGAACAGGUGCUGGUAAAGAGAUUUAAAUUCAAAACAAAGCCCUGACAUUUAGACCCUGAAAUUCUCUCCAUUGCCCCUUAGCCAUCCACUGCCACAUUGGAGCCACCCUACUAGGAGUCUCACAUAAGCCAGCAAUCUGCUCCUGUUCCUAGCCACCACCUCCUCCAACACUUUCCACAAUACCAAGAUGGAAAAGCCAGCACAUCUGAACAAAUGUCUGACAGGAGAUGUUAGUGUGCCUGCUUGCCUGUCCUGUCCACAAACUUGUGCAGGCAAUCUGUCCAUGAGCUUGGGUACUCCACAGUUUAUUUGGAAACCAGAGUCAGGUAUGGUGGCAUGUGCCUGAAACCCCAGCACUUGGGGUAUAGACAAGAAUAUCAGGAGAUCAGGGCCAUCCCCAGCUAUACCUGGAGGUCAAGGCUAGCCACAUCUGUUUCAUUCUUCCUCCCUCACCCCCUGCCCUGCAAAAGAAACCUAAGUGAAAUCUUAGUUAAGAUGUUUUGCUUUUUAAGGGAUUUGAAAACAUUCCCUUGUUUGUUCUUUAAUUUAUCAAGUGUUUGUUACCUAGAGUGUGCCAGUGGUAAAUGGUAGAGAUGGGAAUGAGUAAGAACUUAUAGCUAUUUUAAAAGAACUUUGCUGUGGGUGAGGCAGACAGCUAGAAGAGUAACUAGAGCUGAGACGAGAAAUGAAGGUGAUGGUCAGGCAUGAUGGCUCACACCUGUGAUCUCACGGCCCAGGCAGUCCAUGCAUGGUGGCACCAGCCUUCAAUCUUAGGCAGAAGCAGGUAGAUCUAGGUUGCAAGUUCCAGGCCAGCCAUGGCUAUGUACUGAGACCCUCUGUCAAAUAAAAUAAAGGAUUUCAAGGUUAUUGUCAUUUUGAGGCUGGUCUGGGAACACAUGAAACCCUUCUUAAAUAGAAAACAAAAACAAAACAAAACAAAAAACCCACACCCAUGCGUACCAGGAACAGUUUCAGAAGAGUGAUAGGGCAGAAGCCAAACCAUGUCCAACUGUGGAAGACAUAGAUAGCAGAGAAGCACACGCAGUCAGUAUAGACCAUGAGACCGAGACAGGCAUUGCUAAGGUCCACACAGAGUUAUCUGUACCGUGCUACUCAGCUCCAGGGUCAAACAGAAUCAUGGUGUGUGGCCCCAAGGUAGACCUUGGUGAAAAUGGGAAUGUGGGCAUUAUUGCUGGGUUUUAGAGAUGCCUGCCUGCAUUUUUUUCUUUAUCCUGACAGGAGAGACUUAACAGAAAGGUUAGCAGCAGGAAGACAUGGUUACACUCUCUUGCUUUCUGAAACUCUGGUUAAAAAAAAAAAGUCCCGAGCCACACAGUAGGGAAGUCCCUCAGAGCCCAGAGAGACACUCUCCUGCCAUUUCUUUUCUUUAAGGUGGGGAAGGGCAGUGGCUAGGACAUAGCUGUAUUUUAUCCAGUAGGCAGUGUGCCACGUUGCUUUGCGGCAGCACUUCGUAAAGUGGAAUAUAACAACUGGAUCGUUAAUGAGUUGUCUUAAAAACGAGCAUUAUUAGCCAGAGAUGUAAUUCUAGCAUUUGAGAAGCCAAGGCACAAGAAUGUUGUGAGUUCAAGGCUAUUCUAGAAUCCAUAGUGAAUUUAGGUCAGCUUGAACAAUUUCAAACAAAAACCCCAAACCGCUAGAGCAUUUAAAUGUAAAUGCAUGUAUAAAAGAUGGCAAAAUAGUGUUUUACAGUAUUUAGUCAAAGUGGAUAUUGAGUAUAUUUCUGCCUCUUCCUGCAAGCCACCUGAAGUGACCUGUGAAAAUGGUUCACUGUUCUCUUUACCCAGACACCUUAAAAAAUUAUGGAAACCAGGAGGCUCAAAUCAACCAGGGGCUGGAGAGAUGGUUCAACUUGUUAAGAGCACCUGAGUUCAAUUACCAACACCCACAGGGUGACUUAUAGACUUAUAACCAUCUAAACUCUAGUUCCAGGGAAUCCAAUGCCACUUCUGGCCUCCAAGGAUAUCAGCCACUCAUGUGGUACACAGACUUAGAUGCAGGUAAAACAUCCAUAAGAAUAAAAAAAUAGAGAAAACAAUUUUUUUUUAAUUGAGGAGCAUUUUAACUUUUUUUUUUUUUUAAUUUUAAGUCUUCGUGUUCACUUUAAGAUCACCUGUGUAACUGCCCAGGGCAUCAGAGAUGUACUUAACUGAAAAACUACCCAGUGCCUGAAAGAUGGCACUUUAAAGAAGCAGUGUCCGUAUAAUAGUACAGCUGGUAGUUAUGCCAGGCCAGACACUAAGACUGCACACAGGGUCAGUGGCCCAAGAAGAGUGCUGAUUUUUUUACUGCACAUGGUUAAAAGUUCAGAGAGUAAUGCUGAACUUGAGGGCUUAGGUGUAGGUUGUCUCAUCACUGAGCAUCCAGGAUGCAUCUUUAAACCCAUCCUGCCUCAUGGAGAUGAUCCUCACUGAAAAUGAACAAGUUGUUCCCAAGCCAGAAGAGGAGGCUAGGGAGAAGAAAAGAUAUUCCAGAAGCAACCAAAGCAACAAAAACUUCCAGCAUGGGAACAUAUCCAACAUAAAAAUAUGGAAACACAAAUUGUUUUUGUUUCUUAAGGAAUGGAUUUCCCUCUUACCUGAAAACAAUGAGGACAGGGGUGUCCAUGUGAAGGGAUGCGGCUUCAUGAGAUAGCACAGAGGACUCCUCACUCAAGGCUCAGCUUACAAACAGUGGUUUCUCCUGCACAUCCUGCUUAACCAAGAAAAAAGUGUAUUCUCUUUUCUCAAAAGACUGAAGGUACAUACUCUAAGAGUCUUUGGAAGAGGAUGAGGGUCCCUGAUUUUGAGAAACCCAGUAAGUUCCUAAAGAACACACAACUACAGUCAUGUGCCUGCUUGCUGCAGAAGUUACAGCUGCUCACUGAAGCCUGAGCUGUCCAAGAUAUCAUCAUCAGGUCUUGCUUGAAGACUGGUUUCUUUCCGUCUCCCUUGGAUGAAUCUUAAUUCUGGGCUUUUUAAAUCUCCUGAUUAGAUCAUUUAGGAUUCUCUUGGUCAUAACACUCUCAUAUGUUUCUUGUUCUUUGUGGCAAAUUAGUGGAUGAGGGCUUUGUGCAUGCUAACCAGGUGCUCUUCUGAGCGGUGUCCUCAGCCUAUGUGAGUUUUUUCUCCCUGCAGUAUAUCAAAGGAUUACCUUGAACUCCUGAGACCUGUAUUCUACAUAAGCUUCCAGGUGCCAUAUUGAUGCUUCCCUUUCUACUGGUCCUCUCACUUUCAAAGGCAUUACAUUUGUGUAGAAGGAGGUGCACAUAUGCCACUUCACACAUGUAGAGGAAAGGUCAAACGACAAAUUGUGGGAAGUUCUCUCUUUCCUCCAAAUGCGUUCCAAGGAUUGAACUCAAGUCCCCUGACUGGGGAGCCGUGCAGUCUGCCCCCAUGUUGUUGUUUUAAAUAAAAGCUUUAUUGAAAGAUAAUUCAUACAUCAUAUAUUCACGUCACAUAUAAAUUAUGUGAUUUGCUUUUUAGUAUGUUCAUAGGGUUAUGUGACAAUCACCACUAAUUUCAUUAUAUUUCUGUCUUAUGAACGAGCUAAAGCAUCCAUACAAUGCAGUGUUAGACAGUAUAAAGAAAACAUACUAAGGUACGAAAGGCUCCAUAGAGUGACUUAAGGCUCCUGGAGCCUUAAAUGUGAAUUAUUGAGCAAAAGAAGUCAGUUUGAAAAGGAUGCAUAUGUAUACUACUAACUGUAUGACAAUCUGGAAAAAAGAAAAAGUUGGAAACAGAGAAGCCAUCAGUGAUACCAGGGCUUCAGAGGAGAAAAGAGUAGGUGGAGCACAGAGGAUCUUGAGGGAGGAACUUGUCCGUGUGAUACUGCAUUAUCAGGCAGUGGUGGUGUGCUUUUGUCAAAACACACACGGACACUAGUGUGAACUCAGUUCAGCAUUAGCUUACCGGUGUUAACCAGUGUCCCAUCCUAUUGCAUGAUGCUAUGAGUGCCUUUGCCCCCCUGUAAUUGGGUUGUCUUUUCAUUAUUGACUUUGGAGAAUUCUUCAGUGUGCUGGGUACAAGUCCUUUACCUUAAAUGUGACUUGAAUAUUUUCAACUCUAAUGUGAGUUGUCUUCUUACCUUCAUAAUGUCUCUAAAGCGCAGAGUUUGUAAUGAAGUUCAGUGAGUAAUCUUUUUGGCUGCUCGUGAGGCCAGAAGAGGAUAUUGGAUUCCCUGGAACUAGAGUGACUCACCUGUUCUGAGCCGCCACGUGGGUCAUAGGAACCAAACCUGGGUCCUCUGGAAGUGCCACAGUGCUCAUAGCAUAGGCACUGUGCUCUAUCUUCAGUGCUAGACGUGCUUUCUGAUUUUCCUCGAUAGUGAACAGAAUAAAAACACAAUGGCUCUUUGUAUGUAGAUCUUGUGUUCUCUAACCUUGCUGUACUUACUCAUUUGCUCUAAUAGUUUUUGUGUGGAUUCUUUUGGAUCUUCCACAUACAAGAUCAUGUUAUCUACAAACAGACAGUUUGGCGUUUUCAUCCUCCAUCUCAACUGCCUUCGAUUGCUUUUUCUUCCUGUUGACUAAGAAUGGUGGUUGGAGGCAAAGUGAAGAAGCCUGGUAAGCGAGGACGGAAGCCAGCCAAAAUCGACUUGAAAGCGAAACUUGAGCGAAGCCGGCAGAGUGCGAGAGAAUGCCGGGCCAGGAAAAAGCUGAGGUACCAGUACUUGGAGGAGUUGGUAUCCAGUCGGGAAAGAGCUAUAUGUGCACUCCGAGAGGAACUGGAAAUGUACAAGCAGUGGUGCAUGGCAAUGGACCAAGGGAAAAUCCCUUCUGAAAUAAGGGCCCUACUCACUGGCGAGGAGCAGAGCAAGCCUCAGCAGAGCUCAAGCAGGCAUCCCAAAGCUGGGAAGACAGACGCUGACACCAACUCGUUGGUGGGGAAUUGAACCUGUGGCUUCAGAUACGAUGAGGUGAAGAUCAUAUAAAAGGCAGUCCGUGAUCAAAGCCAAUGGUGUGAUGUCUAUGGAGGACGAAUGGGGCAGGACUUUGCUUCUUGGCUCCAUUUUCUGCUUACUGCUCAGUAAGCGUCUCUGUGAACCCAAAGUUUCUACCGUAAUGUGUGAUGAUGCGUCGGGAAGGUCCUUGCGCAGCACUUAGACUUGCCGGCGACCUUCAGACCUGCUCUGUGUCGCUCACCACAUCGGUUAACAGUCGUGAUGCCGAGCCUGUGGGAGCGGAGGAAGUGGAUGGAAGCGCACGUUUGCACCUUAGCCCUGUGGCUUUCAUGGUUAAUUUCUACUUGUCCUAUGUAAUUGAUGGAUUUGUGUGUGUGUGUUUAGUUGUCACUUCUUUUCUUGUUUUUAAUCACCCUACAAAAAGAAACCAAAUAGGCUGUUUGUCUCCCGUGGUUCUCAGCCUUUAUGGACCCAAUAUUACUCCUUUCUAGUUACUUGAGUAAUGUUUGCUUGUCUGUGAGCCAUUCCAGCAUAAGCUGUGAGUAUUAACAGAUAUACACACUUCUAUUUUUAUAACCCAUAGUGAUAUGCCUGUUUUAAAGAAUGUCCAUAACAAAGCCCAAUACAAGGCCCCUGACAGCCUCAUUUUGCUCUUCCUCUGACUGUAUUUAUGAAAGCUGGCUAGGGCCAAAUCCAUGCUUGGAGAAUAAUUAGCCACAGUUUAUUUUUAAGUGAAAAGUUCUCUUAGUAGCAUCCGUUACCUUAACCUGCAGUAUGUGUGACGUGGUUUCUGCUGUAUGUCUCCAUGUACACACAUUGGCACACACAUUUGCUUGUGCACUCAGCUGAGGCAUGGGGUUUUUCUAAAGCGUACAGAAUGAACGUAGCUGCUGAGACUGGGUAUCUGCUGUGUAGAGCACAGGCCAUCCUGCUGCUGACGCUAUGGCUGCUGCUGUUGGCAGAAUACUCAGUUCUUCCCUGACAUGAGUGUCCUUAUGAAUGUGUUCUGAGCCAGAGAGAAAGAAGCCUACUGUGUGCUUGUACCUGCUUUAGCCUGUGCCCCCACUGUGCUGGGGCAUCCUGAGCUGCACCCUGUACUGCAGCCUGGGGCCUGGUGGGUAUUUGGAGUCGCAUGUGGCUCUGUAUGGUUCCCAGCACAGCCGAAUUUGCACGUGGAGUGUGGUUAGGGGCAAAGCUCAUAGUAGGAGAGGUUCAGAGACAAGGAAUUUCUACUUUACUCGCUUCUCUCACUAGUUCAGUCAUAUGUAUUCUCUGUUGCUGCUAAUUACAAUUGUUCCUCCCUCUGAUGAAGCAGGAAUUUGACUUCCAGAAAAAGAAGUAUUUGCCACAGACUGGCAGUUGAAGGGAGGUAUCAUAGUUACAGGCAUGUCCAACCUUUUGAUGUUGUGACUUGAAGCCUGAGAAUUGAAUGUUUUAAGUGAGUUUACAGUUUAGUGCUGGGCCACAUUCCUAGUUAUUCUGAGGUAUACGCAGCCUGCAAGCUGCGGUUCAGACGUGCCUGGAAGGUUGUCUGUGAGGUGGGACGAGAGAUGGACUGUGUAGCUUGUGAUCUCUUGACAGGCAUGUCUCCUGACCAGUUGCCUUCUGUUAGCUGAAGAUCCCUUGAGCGCAGGCGUGGAACUCAGAUCUCCAUGCUAGGUGUGUGUGCCCGCCGACAGAGCACCUGCCCAGCUUGCUGGGAUUCGCUGUGUUUUAGAAAAAUGGGCAUUAAGGGUAUUUAAUGUCUUCUUAGGACCAUAAGUGGAGACAAGGACUGUUGAUGUUCAGGCCCUUCGAAUGUAAGUGUUUUCAAUGUAGUGUUCUGACUGGGAUGGCGUGUUCUGCCAGUGGGGCGACUCAGUCGUAGACUCUUACUUUGCAGAACUUUGUGUUGCUUUGUUUGUUACUUUUUGAAUUCUCCAGGAAAAAAAAAUGUUUUUAAAGCAAACAUUCCAGGAUGAGUGUGGCCUCUCAGUGGAAUGUCUCACUGUGCUUGAAGCCUCUGCAGGUUGUACUUGUAGUUUCAGGGUCAUCCCAGGUUGUCCUUGUAACCACACGGUCAUCCACAAGUAGAAGAGAUGGACUUUGGAGUGAAUGUUGAUUACGCUUUGAGUUUUCUCUAGGGCCUGUAUCUCUUUAGUGUUUUGGAGCCAUCAAACCAAGAUAAUGGCCCUCAGCAUCUGAAGGGGGCAUGGUGAUUGCUCAGCUACUGUGCUGGCCCUUCUCCCGAAUCUGUGAUCUAAUUAAUCACUGUUCCAGAUUCCAACAGCUGCAGCAUCUCUUGUCACUCCCAUCCAUCGAGGCACUGCAGGCUAACUGCAGUUCCUUCCCAGAGGAGAGCAAGCUGGGAGGACAGAGCCCAAGGCCAUUCUCUAGGGCAGGAAGAGGCCAAGUGCCUGGCUUCUUUUUUUUUUUUUUUUUUUCAGAGAUUAAGGAGAAAAUAUAUUUGCACAUUCACACCAAUCCAACUCUGCCACUCUAGCAUCUGCUUCCCACGUACUGGAGCAACUGGUGCAAUAUGGAGUUGAUCUGGUCAGGUCAACAUUUAGGCUGUAGGUGAAGUUAUUAAUUUGUUUUCUGUCCUUAUCUAAAAUGUUCCUGGGAUGCCCAAAUCAGAGCUUUAGUGCUGCGGUCCCUGCCACUGCCUGCCUCGUGGACACGCUCAGCGGCACCAGCUGUAACUUCAGCGUCUUUGCCCCACAGUGGGUCUGCUUUGGCUGGUGAUAGAAACACAGGUUUAAGCUGUGCUUUACUUUUAGUUAAAGUCAAGUAAGAUCAACAAAAAUAAAUACUAUUUUUCACAGAGAUCAGCUGCAUGCUGUGACAAAUAUUAAAGUACAUAUUUUGUUUUUUAAAAGAUGAAAGAUGAUUAAACCACAUGGUAUUUGGGGGCAAAUGAAGGAUUUUUUUUCCUCAGAAAAGAAUUGUACAAUUAUAUUUUUAUGAAAAAUAAAGUAUCUUCACCAAAAUAA